CCGUAACACCACAAACAGACCUGCAGCAGAGUCCAGGAGCCGGUGGCUUGACCGCGGUCUUCAGUGGAGUCCAGUGGAUCACCUCAGCCGUCUGCUGCUGUCCGCAUCCAUGGACAGAACCCUCAAGGCGCUGGUUUCGGACGCGGCCCGGAUCUGCUCUGGACAGUAGUUCCCGCCACUGAAACCGGGCCCGGGCUGGAUCCGUGUUACAGCACUGAAACGGAUGUGACUGUAAUACGGAUUUGCCGGUUUGAAAACGGAUCCGGCACAGAGUCAACUGCUGUCUGGGAAUGGUCUCUGAUCUCUUAUCCGGUGUUCUCCAAACUCUUCAGGCAUUAUAGGAGAACAUUCAGAGAACAUUCAGAGCUGUUAUCUCGGGAAAAGGACAUUGCAAUAAUUGGGUGCCAAUAACUGUGGCUAAUGUGAACUAGAGAAAAACAUUUUUUUCAUAAUCCGCCGGCGUGCCGUGGGAAGCGUGAGCCUGAUCAACUUCCUCAAAGAAUGGCAGGCUGUUAUAUCCCCGGGCGAUGUGGAUAACCUGGGAGGGGUUGGCAAUGAGAGAACGAGAGACACUUGUGUCAGCUGAGCAGUUGUGAAGACGCACCUCAUAUCAAGAAGACAUCAAAUCAUCGCUUUCUUUAUCAGCUGUAAAUGAUGGAACCAGUGAUUUUGGCAAACUCAAAAUUCUCCAUUGGCCUGUUAAAAGUGCUCUGUAAGGCCACGACAGGCAAUGUGUUAUUCUCACCCCUGAGCAUCUCCUCUGCAUUGGGCCCGAUCGUCCUGGGUGCCAAGAACAACACUGCUGAUCAGAUGCUUAAGGGUCUCCGCUUUGGCAAAAUGAGAAUCAUGUACCACUAUCUGUUUGAGGAGAUCUACAAAGAAGGGGAGUACAAGAAUCUGGAGCCCAACCACAAAAUGAAGCGAAGCCUGCAGCUGGUUAAUCGCUUGUUUGGAGACAAGACAGUCAAUUUUUAUGACGAUUACCUAGACCACUGUGAGGAGUGGUGUUUUGCCAGCUUGAGGAGUGUUGACUUCAAGAAUAAUCCUGAAGCUGCCAGAGAAAAAAUCAACAGCUGGGUGGCGUCUGAGACUGAUAAUAAAAUUAUGGAGUUGUUGGAUCAAGGAGAUGUGUCUAAGGACACGAGUCUUGCUCUUAUCAGCUCAAUGCACUUCAGAAGGAAUUGGCUCAAUGCAUUCAAAAAGGGCAACGGAGCAGCGAUGUUUAAGACGGAUACCCUUCCUCUGGGUACUAUCCCACACAGACAAUAUCAGCUUCCCACUGAAGCUCAGAUUCUGGAGAUCCCUUAUGAGAAUAAUCAUCUGAGCAUGCUCACGAUACUCCCAAAAACGAUUGAUGGCCUACCAAAGCUGGUAGACUCGAUCACUUAUGAGAAGAUUAUGGAGUGGACUGAGCCGGACAAUAUGAUUCCCACAGAGGUGAAUGUUGAAAUGCCCAGCUUUAAGCUUCAGGAGAAAUAUGACCUGGAGAAAGCCCUGACGGCUCUGGGAAUAACUGACCUCUUUAGUGAUAAGUGUGACUUAUCUGGCAUGGCACCUGGGCCGCUGAAGCUGUCCAAAGUGGUGCAUAAGUGUGUUGUUGAGGUGGACGAGAAAGGCACAGAUGCAGAAGGAGGCGGUGGAGGAGUUGUCAAGACUCUUCAGAGUAAUAAAAUCACUGAGUCUUUCAAAGUAAAAUCCCCCUUUCUUUUCUUCAUCCGCCACAACUCCACCAAGAGCAUCCUCUUCUGGGGCCGCGUCACCCCCCCACCACCUGUAAUCUAGAAUCUGAACCGCAGAGCACCUUCCACAACAGUGUGAUCUGUCAUAUUAAAAACAGUGAUUAUAUUGCAUGUAUCUUCAUUUAAAAUUGAUUUGCUUGGAACGUAAGUUUUAAACAAAACUCUGAAUACUCAAAAUGUUCCAGCACUUAAACUGAAAAACUAUAAAUAAAGGAAA
Onychostoma macrolepis is the source of this 1956-nucleotide messenger RNA. Its product is annotated as serpin B4-like. Gene Ontology annotation, biological process: negative regulation of endopeptidase activity. The transcript has 10 exons. NCBI's taxonomy places the organism in Eukaryota, Metazoa, Chordata, Actinopteri, Cypriniformes, Cyprinidae. Bases 652 to 1782 code for a protein of 376 amino acids. The record is from RefSeq and is a predicted model, not a curated record. Gene Ontology annotation, molecular function: serine-type endopeptidase inhibitor activity.